Molecule: messenger RNA, 1054 nt
Organism: Pogoniulus pusillus (Red-fronted tinkerbird)
Lineage: Eukaryota; Metazoa; Chordata; Aves; Piciformes; Lybiidae
Gene: NCMAP
Product: non-compact myelin associated protein
Exons: 4
Coding region: 227-538 (103 amino acids)
Biological process (GO): regulation of myelination; peripheral nervous system myelin formation
Cellular component (GO): Schmidt-Lanterman incisure; plasma membrane; paranode region of axon
Molecular function (GO): structural constituent of myelin sheath
Source: RefSeq, a predicted model, not a curated record
CGCGGAGCCACCUGCGGCCGCCGGGCUGCGGGUACCGGCACCGCCCGGGCUGCCCCGGGCGCCUCGCAGCCGCAGCAGCGCCGCAGGGCUCGGCUCCCACGGCCCGGCUGGGGACGGGACCGGGCGGCCCCGGCGGGGGGGGAUCCAGCGCCGCUUCUGCGGGACCGCCUGGCCCGAGGAUGAGCUCCUGAAGCUUGGGACCUGCAGCAUCCUUCUCUGAAGCAAGAUGAGCACAGCCCCACCCCUGAGCAACAACACCCAGUGCCCACUCAACCUGACUACCACCAAGUCUCAGGAACAAAGCCUCUACCAAAGCUCUGGAGCUAUCGUUGCUGCCAUUGUCCUGGCAGUCAUCGUUGUCUUCACGGUGGUUCUGCUCACACUGAAAGCAUACAACAGGCGCAUGAGGGUGAGGCGAGAGCUGGAGCCCAAGGCCACCAAGGCAGCAAUGCCUCCUGCUUUAGGGCAGGGCAGCAGCCUGGCUCAGCACCCCACAGUGACUUUCAUCCCUGUGGACAUCCACAUGCAGAACAGGUAACUGGGAAGCUGAUCCCCCCGGGAGAGGAGAGAUGGAAUCCUUCUUGCCGUGGCCCUGGGACUCCUCAGCAGAGCAGAGCUGCGCUUGGAAGAGCAACGAGCCCUGGGUGUGUCUGCAGACUGGGACCAGUCCUGCCCUGGGAGGAGAGAAGAGGAGCUCUGGACCCGCUCUGUGCGGCUGAGCCCAGCUGGUGGAGCUGCGCAGGGCAGCAGGGGGCAGCGGAGCCCCCGGCAGAGCUCUGGCUCCGGAGGGAGCCAAUGCAGGCAGCCCAGGGGCUGCGAGGAGCCAAGCGGAGCCUUGGCCUGGGGAGGUGAAGCCUUCCCUGGUCCCUGCUGCCCGAGGAGCAGCUGGCAGAGACCUGGGCUGUGCCUGGCUCUGGCUCUGCCAGGGUGUGGGUGAGCCAGGUCUGCAGUCUGCCUGGUGGGCAGCCCCCGGAGCAGAGCUGGCUUCGUCUGCACUGCGCUCCUGUGUCUCUGUCUGUUGGGUUGAGACAAAAGAGAGAGGGAAAAACCCAAA